GACUUGCUAUGUUACCUUAAUUUAUGUUAGGCUAGGCACGGUAUAUUCAAUUUUUAUUUUAGGGUAUGAUCAAAUUAUUUUCUUUAAAACAACAGAAAAAAGAUGACAACGAUAAUUCUAAAGACAACAAUUCACAAUCUAGUAAAAAAUCUUCAGCCGCCCAAUUACGGAUUCAAAAAGAUAUAAAUGAAUUAAAUCUUCCACCAAAUUGUGAAAUUGAAUUUCCUGAUCCAGAUGAUCUCUUAAAUUUUAAAAUAAUUUUAUGCCCAGAUGAAGGGUUUUAUUGUGCUGGCCAAUUUUUAUUCAAUUUUAAAGUCAGUCAAGGCUAUCCACACGAACCACCUAAAGUUAAAUGUGAGACAAUGGUUUAUCAUCCCAAUAUUGAUUUAGAAGGUAAUAUAUGCCUUAACAUAUUAAGGGAAGAUUGGAAACCUGUUUUAACAAUAAAUUCAUUAAUAUAUGGACUUCAUUAUCUUUUAUUGGAGCCAAAUGCAGAGGAUCCCUUGAAUAAAGAAGCUGCCGAAGAGUUAAAAAAUAACAAACGGCUCUUUGAACAAAAUGUUUAUAGAUCUAUGAGGGGUGGGUAUAUUGGAAAUGUAUAUUUUAAAAGAUGUAUUAAAUAAAUGUUGUUAUAAAAUUUAAAUAUGUAAAUAAUAUGGAUUCAUUUAUAUAUAUUGGUAUUAACAUAUAAAUAAUUUUUUAUUUAUAAUAAAAGAGUUAACAAUAAUCAAUUAUUAUAUCAUUUUAUUUUCAUGUUUAUAAACUAUUUUAAAUGCUGUGUAUAUAUUUAUUAA
Molecule: messenger RNA, 794 nt
Organism: Gordionus sp. m RMFG-2023
Lineage: Eukaryota; Metazoa; Nematomorpha; Gordioida; Chordodea; Parachordodidae
Product: NEDD8-conjugating enzyme Ubc12-like
Exons: 1
Coding region: 66-623 (185 amino acids)
Source: RefSeq, a predicted model, not a curated record